GGGAGAUGCCAGAAGCAUCACACGACGUUUAGCGGUUCGUCAACUAGUCAGAAUCCACAAUGACUCCUCUAACUCUCUACGUCAGCCCUUUGAGCGCUCCAUGCCGCUUGGUACGUCUAGUGGCUGGUAUUGUUGGAGUUGACUUGAAAAUAGUGAACGUAAACGAUCUUGCUAAGGACCUGAAGACGCCUGAGAUGUUGAAGAAAAACCCACAACACACUGUGCCGACGCUGGAGGAUAAUGGCGUGUACAUUGCUGAGAGCCGCGCCAUAGCCAUGUACCUUAUUUCUAAGUACGGAAAGAACGAUGCUCUCUACCCGAAAGAUGUCAACAGACGGGUCCUCGUCGACCAGAGACUGUUUUUUGACCAAGACUUCUACAACAGGAUUGCCACAAAGCGUUGCGAGCGGUCCCCGCCGGAAGACGACCAGACUGAGCGCCCAGUGGGGCCAGAGUGA
Schistocerca piceifrons (Central American locust) is the source of this 458-nucleotide messenger RNA. RefSeq names its product glutathione S-transferase D5-like. Gene Ontology annotation, biological process: glutathione metabolic process. The record is from RefSeq and is a predicted model, not a curated record. The transcript has 5 exons. Gene Ontology annotation, molecular function: glutathione transferase activity. NCBI's taxonomy places the organism in Eukaryota, Metazoa, Arthropoda, Insecta, Orthoptera, Acrididae. Bases 60 to 458 code for a protein of 132 amino acids.